Molecule: messenger RNA, 1060 nt
Organism: Myripristis murdjan (pinecone soldierfish)
Lineage: Eukaryota; Metazoa; Chordata; Actinopteri; Holocentriformes; Holocentridae
Gene: nkx3.3
Product: NK3 homeobox 3
Exons: 2
Coding region: 166-1008 (280 amino acids)
Biological process (GO): regulation of transcription by RNA polymerase II; cell differentiation
Cellular component (GO): nucleus
Molecular function (GO): DNA-binding transcription factor activity, RNA polymerase II-specific; RNA polymerase II cis-regulatory region sequence-specific DNA binding
Source: RefSeq, a predicted model, not a curated record
UUAGGCUGUUGAUUUGCAGACUGGACUCACUUCACCAAAAUUAAAUUAAAACAAGAGCACAAGACAUGAGGGCGGGGAGCCACUGAAUCGACAAGGGCAUUUCUGACAUCGUGUGCUUGAUCUCUUGAUGCCUGCACAUAAGUCACACGCGGUUUUGUCUCAACCAUGACUUUAAGUUUUUCGUCCUUUUCCAUCAACGACAUCCUCACCACACGACUUGAUGCCCAAGGGAAACGGUCCAGUUCAUGGACUACAGCGGAGCCAAAGAGCGACACCUGCACCAGGCAAGGGCAUUAUGGAGAGAGAGGCAGUCCGGAGCAAAGUGCGAGGAUCCCUAUUUUGUCUCAUCAAGACAUGGAUGUGAACCCCAUCCGCCUGGCCAGAUUUCCUCCUGAAUUCAGUUUGUGUGCCAGGGACCCGCGUCCUGAGGCACACAGCGAGAAACCUCCAGGAGAGAAAACUGAGAACAUGACGCACAGACAAGAUGGCGCGGACCAGCAACUGUUUUGUGUGAAGCAGACCAAACGGCAGGGCAAGGAGGCGGAUGAGCAGGAGGGGGACAACAACAAGGAGACAGUCAGCUUCAAAGCUGACGGGCAGCGGUGCAGGUCCAGCUCCAAGAAGCGCUCCAGGGCGGCCUUCUCUCACGCACAGGUUUACGAGCUGGAGCGCCGCUUUAACGCGCAGCGGUACCUUUCUGGUCCGGAGCGGGCCGAUCUGGCGGGGGCUCUGAAACUCACCGAGACCCAAGUGAAAAUCUGGUUCCAGAACCGUAGAUAUAAAACCAAACGGCGUCAGAUGGCGGCCGAACAUGCGACGUGCGGCUCACCGAGGAAAGUAGCAGUGAAAGUGCUGGUGAGGGACAAUCAAAAGCAGUACCACCUGGCAAAUCAACUCCCCAUCCCCGUGACUCUGCCACUGUACCAGGCUUACCAAUAUUACCCGUACCUACACUGCUGCUUCCAGCCCUGGAGCUCCGACAGCAUGCGGUGUGGAGGACUCCACUGACGACCAGAGCGCCCGAUUUAGGCUUCUCAGCCUCGGAGAAUGAAAUAUUGGC